AUGACUUCCAGACACCGUCCCCGCCAACGUCCCCAAGGCGUCCCAGCUGAUGAAGAACCCCAAAGGCGACUGCCGGAUUUCCGAGUUGGGAAGUUUGAUUCUUCCUCUGAACCGAAUGAAAUUCACGAUCUUCUUCUCGACAGCGUCGGCGACUGGGAUUCCUUCUCAAAGACUGUUCCCAGCAUUCACAAUCAAGAAUUUCGUCCCAACUCCUCCUCUCUUCUAGGCGUUGUAAGAAUGGACUCAGUCCCUUCCCACCGCUCUUCCGAUAGAGCUUCUAACAGAAAACCUAACGACAGGAAAUAUAGGCAAAAUCCAACAAGUUCAUCAAGUUCACCACAUUCUUCUUCGUCUGGAGUAGCCAGCUGUGCCAGUGUGGAGCAGCUCUUUCGCCAAAUGAAAUUACCGGAUCUUUCUAUGUCGCCGUUUCGCGAGCCGCGAAAACCGCCAUCGCGAAGCAUUACUCAUCACCCCUCGAAACACGCCGCAGGCCAGGCCAGCCUAAUAAAGAAGCCCAAGCCAGAGACGAUCAUUGCCUCGCCAGAUGCGAUGAUCGCUGAGCCUGUGAGACCAAGAACGGACUCGAGAAACAACGACGGAAGAUCCAAAAGGCCCCAGAAGAUUGUAGUCCAUCAAAAAGCUGAAGUCCGCCCAGUUCCCAAGGAGACUCCUUCUUGGGUGAAAAUCGGAUACAAACGCCUCAGCACUCUAAAAAGCUCUGGUCGCAAUGCAUCGAACCCGCUUACGAUGCCCGAUUCCUUGAAGAGGAAGAUCAAGAGCUACGCAAAAGCCGAGGGCGGAAAACGACCAAAGAUUGAGAAGAAAGCAGCGAAGACAAAGCCUUCGACAAAAUCGGUUGAAUCGAAGAUUGAACCAGAGACGCCGCCUAGACAGAAUAGAGCACAAGUGGCGCAGCCCGCGGCCAAACCAGAGCCCCCGAAAGCUCCGAUUCCCGCUCCGAAUGUCAUCUGUCCAGCAGACUCUACAUCUACGUCGAGUUCAUCUCUUCUUCCUUCCAAAAAUUACAUCCAAGAAGCCGAAAGGAUCAAGGAGCAGGCUAUCGAGUACAUGAACAAUGGCGACGCCAUUCUCGGCUACCUUGCUUUCACCGACGCAGCUGCUAAGUUCCUAAUAGCGCUACACAUUCUCUUCGACGAAUAUGAAGAGCACAAGAAACGAAAUAAGGGUAGAACCGACGAAAAACACAGAAGCAUUCUUCACUACACAAAUGCGGCGCUAGAAAUGUGCUACAAAAUAAGAGAUAACAACGCUUUCACAAAUCUUGGAGCGUCAAAAUCUACCUUCGAGAAGCUGUCCGCUUUGGGCUACAAGUGCGAAGCCAGAUUGAGCCUGCUCUACUACAAAAUGAACCAGGGCCAACACGACUACAUGCGCCUCCACAAGGAUCUGACCGACGUCCUCCAACAAAAGUCGGCACGGUUCACCCCAACAAGUCCGGUCCGCUCCGAAUUGAGGGAGCACACUCUUUCGGAGAAAGAAUUCCGAAGCUUGAAAACGUAUCUAUCUGGCAACCAGUGGCUCCUGAAGGCGCACGAAAAGUGGGACAGAGGAACAAAUCUAGCAACAAAGAACCCAGGUUUCUUCGACGUAAUAGGGCGCCUCACGGAGAUCCGGCACCUGCACUUGAUGUGCUCGCUUAAGGACCUCUCGACGUUUCAGAGCGCCGCUGUUAAGGAGCUCCGACACAGGGAGCUACAUUUGGGAACAAGCGAUGCCAGUCCGCUCAGCUGA
Oikopleura dioica is the source of this 1752-nucleotide messenger RNA. The record is from the annotation of a GenBank genome assembly. NCBI's taxonomy places the organism in Eukaryota, Metazoa, Chordata, Appendicularia, Copelata, Oikopleuridae.